Dichomitus squalens LYAD-421 SS1 is the source of this 2185-nucleotide messenger RNA. RefSeq lists its product as uncharacterized. The transcript is spliced from 2 exons. NCBI's taxonomy places the organism in Eukaryota, Fungi, Basidiomycota, Agaricomycetes, Polyporales, Polyporaceae. The coding region runs from base 487 to 2124 and encodes 545 amino acids. The record is from RefSeq and is a predicted model, not a curated record.
GGCUUGACGCGAUGACUGCGUCUUAUGUGACCAGGGUCUCCUCUCUCCAGUUACUUGUCCGACCCUCGCAGUCAGAUCUCCCCGGUGCAGAAAUCCAUGUUUGACAAUGUUCCCGUCACAUUAUGCCCUAUCCCUCAGCGAGCCCAACAUGCCAGAUGAAGCGACGUGCUCAUUCUCCUUUGGUAGACGCUGCAACAUAUUCUAGGAAUCCCCACGCACAAGCAGAAAAUAGCUGCGAAAUCGUUCCAGCCGUCGGGAAGUCGUCAGCGUCCCCCGCCAAAACAGGCCCCUUCCUCCUUCAGCAGGCCCGAUCAUCCCGACGCAUUUCUCCGGUCGAUUUUCUUCCGUCGUGCUCCCGUACCCUCAAUGUCCUCGCAUCGUAGCAACAGCGCACUUCGCUUGCGUCCCAGCGGCGGGGAUGGCACGCCGCGCUCAGGCCCUAUCCCGCUCGCGGGUGCAACGAAAACAUCACGAAGCAAGAGCCAUAUGCCUCAACGGUCCGCAUCACUACCCACCGUGAGCACAGAUGGAGAGGAAGAUGACAAGUAUUUCGACGCGUCAUCACUCGCCUCUUCCCGUCGACCGUUGCUCGCGAAUCGCACUCCGGGGUCAACCGUGCGAUCGACCGUGUCGAAAGGGCGUCCUGGAGCACACCGGCACAGAACAGACCCACUUCCGCUUUCCUCUCUUUUCUCACCUCUUGGUGCCCAAGAUGUCGCAGAGGCCGACGAGUCCCUCCCUACAAGCGUAACAGUAGAGAGCCUGCGAGCGCAGAAGAGCAUCCCAGACAGCGGACGGGCGGGAGGCUCUGGCAGCACAGUCUCGACUCUCCCCCGCGCGGUGGUCGUGUCCGGUCUAGAGCACGCGUCCGCGCCGUCGCAGCGUGCGCUAAUGCAGGUGCUCGCAGAAAGGAGGGUAGUCUUAGGCAGGUUGGAGAAUAGCGACACGGAUCUCUCAGGAGAAGAUGCCGACGUGGAGGAAGGCACAUGGAACUUGCCCGACGGGUUCUUGUUGGUCUACGUUUGCAAGUGGGAUCCCCACGAGCGGCCUCCGAUCUUGGGUGGUCUGGUCGACAAAUUCUCUAUGAGCGCGGAUGUCUCGUUGCCACCGUCCGUACGGCAAAGCUACCUUGCCUACAGGGCUGCUCACACUCCGACCCCUCGCGGCACGCCGAUCCCAUCGCCUUCAACCCUCCCACACACCGCCCAUCCUUAUUUCGCCUCACCAACCCCAGUGCACCCUUCUCCCGCACGACGGCCUGCACCGCUACCCGCGCCGACCCCUCAAGCUCCGCCAGUCCUCCAAGCGCCUGAACUUGCCCACUUGCGUAUGCUAGCCCGGCCGUAUCCGACAGCUGCCCCAAUAUUCUAUCCUUCCGUGAAUGCGACACACGAGUACCCUUCUGUGCACCCUACCGCGCCUGAGCCUUUCCCAUACGCGGCGCUUCAUCCGUCGCUCGAGCAGUACCUCCUCGACCUCUUCGCCGCGACGCGGCACCAUCCCGCGCUCGAUGGCACGCUGCUGACGAUGCGCGCUCACGCAGACGCGGAGGCGCUCGCGCGUGCGUUCCGGGUUCUCAACGGGGACACGAUUGGGGCCGCGCUCGUCGAGCACGAGGCGCGGAUCGGGGGCCAUCCACGUGGCCAUAGUCAUGACCACGACACGGCAGGGAGCUGGCGGAGCGCGUCUGCAGCAUGGAGGAGCGCGGAGAGCGUUGCCGGGAAGGGCAAAGGCUCAGAGGAGUACAGCAUAGGGGGCGUGAGGCUCCGCGUUGAGGCCGAGGACAUGGAGGGCUCGGGCCCGCUGGGGAUGUACGACGCGCUCCUCGCGCAGGUUAUGCCCGAGCUCACGCCUGCGGACGCACAGACAGAGGCGAUGAAGCGGUCGUGGCCGGAGAUAUGGGAUGUGUCGGAGGAGGAUGUGGCGAGGAUAUUCCCGAGGGUGGUCUCGCAUCGGCUACGCGUACGUGACGGGCCCGACGACGAAGUACUUGGGAGCGUCAUGUUCCCGGCUGUGCCUCCCGGGAUGGGGGCUGCCGGAUCAGAUGUUGGGAAAGGGGCGAAGCUGGGGUGGGAGAGGAAGAGCGUGAAGGAGAUUCUGGUGAGGAUACUAGCCGACGUGUAGAGGAGUGUGAUACCCCGCAACGCUGUACACGAGUUUGCUAUGCUUCAUGAGCCUCGCUCGA